AUGAGCGCGGCGAAAUAUCUCAAGAGAUUGGAGCGUGAUAGGCCAGGCGCAGGCCAAGCAGCAGCACAGGCGGCAUCUAAUGAGAAUUUCUGCCUUGUCGGCACGCCACUUCCCAGUCUCGAAUCAAAGAAGGACAGAAACGAUUAUGAGCCAGUGUGGCAGCAGGAAGUGCUCGACGAGCAGGGAAGGAGGCGUUUUCAUGGUGCAUUUACUGGUGGAUACAGUGCUGGAUACUUUAACACAGUUGGAAGCAAAGAGGGCUGGACACCGUCGACUUGGAAGAGCAGCAAAGAUACCAACCAGAACAAGAGAUCCAGGCCAGAAGACUUCAUGGAUGAAGAAGAUCUCGAGGCUCUCAAGGAGGCAAGAGUGCUGCAAACUAGACCUGAUUACGACCUCCUGGCGGGCGAUGACGCCAACAAGCGCAGCAGAGUCGAUGACGGUGCUAGCGAUACUUUCGCGAAUAUAUUUAGACCCGCAAAGCACGGUAUUGGUACACUACUUAUGCGUAAAAUGGGCUGGAGGGAUGGUCAGGGUGUCGGGCCUCGCGUAAGCGUCCUCCAAGCUAAAUCUCAAGAUGCUAAUCUCAAUGUACUCGUCGAACACGGCGAAAACCACACUUUUGCACCCAAAGAUACUGCUCUUACCAUACCACCCCGCCAGAUAGCAUCGCAGGGACUAGGAUAUGCGUACACAGUACACUCUCUGAGACCUAGCCAGCCAGACAACCGUGUCGGCGAGCUAAGAGGCGAUAUCUCUCAUGGUUUUGGUCUGGGUAUUGAAGAUGCCGAUGAGGACGACAUGGAUGUUUAUGGCGGCCCCUCAGCGGGUAUUGAGAAGAAAAAUAAACUUAACCAACUAGCUUAUGACGACAACCAACAUCAGCAUAGCAGCUUCGCUGCCAAACAGCAGCGCAGGCAGACUUCACCGCGCGAUUCCGUCGGUGUGGGGUUUUUCAAUGAUGGAAAGCCCCUUUUAAAAGGAUUCGCGUUGCAGAAAGGUCAGCAACAGGAGGAGACUUGGUUCAGCCAGCCUGAUGUACCUAAAGAUUGGAAGCCGGAUCCUUCAAGAGUGCUCAAGCUGGACAUGACAGAUAAGGAUGCACAAAAGGUGAAACCUGCUGCUCGCGAUGCACACGACCGUGCAAGGAUACUGGGCGAGGAAUUGCCAAAGAAAUCUGUAUUCGACUACAUAUCAGCAAAAGACAAACAACGGCUGGAAAAGGAGCAAUCAGACUAUGAAGAUGAGGAGAUUCGAAUACCGCCGAUAGACAAAGCUACCGCCAAUAAUGCACUGCGUGCAAGCAUACCAUUCCCAGAAGAUGAUGCUAAGAGGGGGAGAUACACUGCAUAUCUACACUCUCAGUCAGAUCCACAGAAUUACCCGGCAGAUAUUGUAAACCUAUCGUCAGACGGGCAGACGAAAACGCAAUUCAACAUUGAACUGGUUGAAUUUCAGAAGGUAGCAAGUCUGUACAAACCAAUGACAGCUGCUAUGGCUGGACGGUUCACGACAGGAUCCCGCAGCGUAGGAGCGUCUGAGACACCAGUAAUAGAACCUGGUUUACGGCCUGGUGUUGCACCCAAGCCCAAAGAACCAUCACCGCCGCCCAAAUCGAUAGAAGAAGUUCGAGCAGAGCGUGAUGCAGAAAGGAUGCAGAAAGAAACACCUCUUCAGAAGGCAGUACGGGAAGGUACUAUGGGUAUUAAGCAUGGGACGCACACAUUUGCACCGUGGAAGCCAUCCAAAUUGCUCUGUAGGAGAUUUCAAGUGCCACCUCCGGCAAUAACGCUCGAGAGUGACGAUAAAGAGAGCGACGCAGGAUUCCAAUUUGGGAAAAGAACGGGUGAAGAAGUGCCCAAGAAACAAGAUGCUUGGGCAGCUGCUGGACUGCAGGAUACAUUAAUGCCCGCGCCGCCAAAUUUAGAGGAAUUGGAAUCAAGACAUGCCGCAGUGGCUGAGCAGGGUUUGCAAUCAAAACAGGUCGGGCUAGGUGAAGACGAGAAAACAAUGGAAGAGAUAGCGAAGCAGACACGGCCGUCAAUGGACGUGUUUAAGGCUAUCUUCGACGAUAGCGAGGACGAGAAGCCCAAAGGCAACGACAUUCGCGAGAAUCGAGCGGAGCCACAAAAGACGGCGCAAAAAAAGAAAAAGAAGGAGGCUAAGAAGCGCUCAAAUGCGCUUAACAAGCUCACCUUUGAUGAUGACGAAUGCGAAAAUGUCGCAGAAAAAGCAAAGGCUAAGCGACAGACAGCCGCGGAUUUUAUCGGAAAAUCGACGUUCGCGGCAGCAUAUUCGUUGAAGCAGCACCAAGACCAAUUAAUGUCAGAGAGGCGUUCAGACGCUUUUCAAAAUAUAUUUGGUAGGCCGUCUGCCAGCCACCACCAGCAGGGAUACCGUCCCAAUCCCAGAUAUCUCCAGCAAGCGACUGUCCAGCAGCAGCAGCAACAACAACAACAACAACAACAACAACAACAACAACAACAGCAGCAACAGUACUAUCAGCAGUACUACUACCCACAGUACGGAUACGACUACAACCAGUACUACCGCUCGCAGUCGGCUAUGGGCUUCAGACAGCCCCAGCAGCAGCCUCAGCAGCAGUACUACCCCACCAGUAUAUACGGUUACAGCGCGUCAGAAGAGCAGCUACCAACUUCUGCUUCGACCACGAGUCAAUAUUCCAGCAGCUCAGCAUACGCAGUCCCGCCUUCUUCGAGUACCACCAAUUAUAUGGGCCAGUACACGACGCGCGCACCAACGUCUACCUCUGACCCACUGCUUGAGGCAGAUGAGGAUGCACAGGCCCAGCCUCCGCCCGCGUACACGCAAGCAACUUUUGACAGCUAUAUUCCGAGGGCGGUGACACCAGCUGCUGUUGCUACAACGCCUACACCAACCAUGUAUUCCAGGCCACCACCAACGUCGGCGAAUCCGACAAACAUACCUCAUCAACAGCACUACCCCCGUAGCAUAAGCGGAAGCACGAUUAAUACGGCUGUUCCAAUCAGCACAACUCCAGCUCCGACAACCUCCAUCGUUUCAGACACGACACGUGGUGACACUCUCCACACUCCAACUGAACCACAUGCACAGCGUGCUAACUCGUUCCCUUCGUCCACGCUGGCUUCACCUGCCACAGCCAUUGCAGUUGCUCCAGUUAAAAAGGCACGCAGCUCUGCAAGAUCGAGCAAGAGCAAGAGAGAAGCCAUCAUUGCUCCUCGCACUGGUCCACUUACUGGUGGACUUAAUAAGAUUUACCCUGCACUUCUCUCACGCGUCGCAGAGGCUUUCAAAUCCCAGCUGCCUCUUUCUGAAAAAGUAAAAGAUGGUCUGACGUACACUGAGGCAUUCGACGGCUCACAAGCUGUCGAUUUACUUUGUCAGAUUAUUCGCACCACAGAUCGCAACAUAGCUCUCUUACUGGGUAGAUGUCUGGAUGCGCAAAAGUUCUUCCAUGAUGUUCAAUGGGAGCAUCGCUUGAGAGAUAGCGAUAAGGAAAUAUACCGCUUCAAGGAGAGAAUACCAUCGCCAAUAUUCGGAGACGGCGAAGAUGCACCUGUUGAUAUUGACGAUGAUGAUGAUCUCGAUGAUAAUGAUAACCCAACCAGAAGCUCAAAUAGUCUGGCUCCGUCUAAAUUAUCUAUACCUUCACGCUCAGCAUCGAUGCCAUCUCGCUUCAAGGAUAAAGGAGCUUCUAGAAAAGAGCAAUUGAUUAAUGCAAACAAACAACCACGGUCAUCGGCACCUAUUGAUUUUAAUUACAAUCAAAACCAAAUUGAGGAUGGCGCUGUUAAUAGUUCUUCAGAGAACAACACUUCAAGUGACGAGGUUCCAACAGGUGUAUUUACGCUGUUGACUGCUUGUUACUCGCCUACAUGUACAAAGGACCAUCUUUGUUAUAGUAUCACGUGUCCACGUCGUAUCGAACAGCAACACCGUAUGGCUAACCGCGGCGGCAAUUUCAAACAAUCCGACGGAUCACUUAGACGUACUAAGACCAAGAAAGUGGCCAAGAACGUCCUCACGAGAGAAAGCAUUGGUGAGGAACCCCUCAUAGAAGAAACAGUCACCGAAGGUCUUAAUGAACUCAACGUUGGCGUCGGAGAGGAAGCCAGUGAUAACGUUGUAAAGGCUGAGCUCGGGAGUAGUUCGAAUAUAGCCAGUGAUAGAGCUCCUGGUCAGCUUUGGGUAGAAUCUGUACCAAAGGAGGUCAUUGAGUCGUGUUCUAGUGAAGAAAUCAAGAGACAAGAAGCUAUCAACGAAGUCAUCUACACUGAGCAAGACUUCGUUCGAGACUUGGAAUACCUGCGCGACUUCUGGAUCGAGCCAUUGAGCUCUAGUAACGUCAUUCCAGAAAACAGACGUAUGAUUUUUUUACAGCAGGUAUUCUGGAACGUGUUGGAGAUUCAUGCUUCAAAUGUCAGGCUGCGCGAUGCGUUGGUUAUGAGACAACAGACAAGGACCAUUGUCGACCGCAUUGGUGAUGUGCUUCUUCCAUUUGCUCAGACCUUUGGCCCAUUUGUCAACUACGGUGCACACCAGCUUUACGGAAAGUAUGAGUUCGAGAAGGAAAAGUCAUCCAACCCUGAGUUUGCGAAGUUUGUUUUAGAGGUCGAGCGUAAGAAGGAGUCUAGAAAGCUAGAGCUAAAUGGAUACCUUACAAAACCAACAACGAGACUGGCUAGAUAUCCACUCCUCCUCGAUGUAGUCUUGAAGUAUACACCGGAUGAUCACCCUGACAAGAAGGAUAUCCCAAUCGUCGUUGAAAGCAUACGUGCCUUUUUGAGAAGAGUCAAUGUCGAGACUGGUAAGAGUGAGAACCGCUUUAACCUCGCACAAUUGGAAUCACAAUUACAAUACAAGCCUGGUCAGGAGCGUAUAGACUUGCGUCUCAAGGAGGAGAUUAGAGAGUUAGUUUUUAAGGGUGCUCUCAAGAAACGCGGUGGUGCACCACCGAGUGAAAGUGCAGAAUUACAGAUGUUCCUCUUCGAUCACGCACUCUUGCUUGUCAAGCCAAAGGUCGUUCACAAACAUGAAGUUUACAAGGUGCAGCGUAAACCAAUUCCACUAGAGUUGUUAAUUGUUUCUUCGACCGAUGACCAGUAUAACAGUCGCUUUGUCUCAAGCUCAUCGGCAAAUGUUUCAUCAGGUCACAGCAAGCCUCGUACACUCCUCAAAAGCCAAAGCAAUGCGAGAAUGAAUGAUUUGAUGUUCAAUGACCGUGAUAGUACCCUGUCACUCGAAACUACCAGCACAGAAACAUUCAGCUCCACGGCACCACCAAAACCUGAAUCUAGACUAGGAUACUCGAUAACUCUUCAACAUCUUGGUCGCCGCGGAUACACCAUCACUCUUUGGGCUUCAACCUUCAUCAAUAGACGUAAAUGGUUGGAACACAUUCACAACAGGCAGAAGGUCUUGAGUGAGAACAAGGCUCCAUUCGAACUUGAGGUUAUAAGCGAUGGAUUCUUUGUUGGCACUGACAAAGCCAAUUGUGCCGUCCCAUACGCUCAGGGCAGGAGAUUGGUUUAUGGUACAGAUAACGGCAUCUAUAUGUCUGAUAAACCAAAUGAGCCUCCAAGAAAAGUCAUCGGUAUGCCAUCAGUUACUCAGAUAGAAGUGUUGGAGGAGGACGAGAUUAUUGUUCUCCUUGCAGAACGCUCCAUUUGGACAUUUGAGCUGAGUGUGCUGCAUGAGAAUGAUCCAGAAGGUAGCUUGAAGAUGGGCAGAAAGAUAUCGUCUCACACGUCCUUCUUCAAGAGUGGUAAAUGUCUGGGUAGGACUCUUGUCUGUAUUGUUAAGAGCUCGAGUCUUUCAUCGACCAUCAAGGUGCUAGAACCAAUUGAGAAAGACCUGAGAAAUAGCAAGAAAGCUCCUACUCUCAGAAAGCUGGUCGGUGGCGGCAAAGAAGUCUUGAGGGUGUUUAAGGAAUUCUACAUACCCACGGAAUCCUCUUCCAUUCACUUCUUGAGGUCUAAACUGUGUGUUGGAUGUACGAAAGGAUUUGAGAUUGUCGAUUUGGAGACGCUCGACACCCAGGGACUGCUCGAUCCAGCAGACACCUCGCUCGACUUUAUUGUGAAGAGGGAGGGUGUCAAGCCAAUGGGUAUAUAUAGGGUCGAGGGUGAUUUCCUCCUUUGUUACGAUGAUCUCGCAUUUUAUGUCAACAAGAAUGGUUGGAGGGUGCGCAAAGACUGGCUUAUUCGCUGGGAAGGUCAACCACGUGGCUUCGCAUUCUACUAUCCGUACAUUUUGGCGUUUGAUCCAAACUUUAUCGAAGUCAGGCACAUCAGCAACGGAGAACUUGUGCAGGUAAUCUCAGGACACGGCAUCAGCUUGAUGUAUGCUGACUCCUCCAACUCGACACCACUAUCUGUGCAAUCGCAGUUAGAAUUGGAGGCACAGGCUCAAGCGCAAACAGCUCAACAAGCCACCGUCGCAGCUAUCCAAGCUGGUUACCCGCCGCAGCAAGCUACAGCAUACGGUCAGCACUUUGCUGCCCAACAGCACUACGCUAGACAGCAGUAUCAACAGUACGCACAGCAUCAAGCUCAGCAACAGGGCUAUUCGUCUGGCGCUCCUAACUACAGCCUGCCUUUCCACAACAGUGGUCACAACACAAAGCCCACGGCGACUGCAAAAAAGCAAUCGGACUCAAAUAAGCACACUGUUUACGCUGAUGACGGCCAUAUCAUUGCCCUCAAGGUCAAGCAAAGUUAA
This is a messenger RNA of Wallemia ichthyophaga EXF-994, 6723 nucleotides long. RefSeq names its product Rho1 guanine nucleotide exchange factor 1. The record is from RefSeq and is a predicted model, not a curated record. Gene Ontology annotation, biological process: mRNA processing; intracellular signal transduction. The coding region runs from base 1 to 6723 and encodes 2240 amino acids. Gene Ontology annotation, molecular function: guanyl-nucleotide exchange factor activity; nucleic acid binding. The transcript has 8 exons. NCBI's taxonomy places the organism in Eukaryota, Fungi, Basidiomycota, Wallemiomycetes, Wallemiales, Wallemiaceae.